ACUCAAAGGUGCUAAUUCGCACUCAAUGCAGAUGAAUGCGGUAUCUUUUGAAUUAUGAAUUAUAUAUACAAUGCUCAAAUGAACAGGAUCGUUUGUACAGCUUGCAAUUUCCUAAUCCGUUUGAAAUGGCAACGCAACUUUCUACACCUACAGCCAGCUGUUUUUAAAAACGUGGAUACAAAGCAAAUCCGGAAAAAUAUGGAAUUGGAAGCUACACCAAAUAAUAAAGUCACAACAGAUCCUUCGGCGGCAAGUGUUUGUAUACCUGAAAGGGUGAUAAAAGAGUGCAGUGCUGAAAUUGUUUCUGGAGGCAGCGUCUUUUACAAUCCAGUGCAAGAAUUUAAUCGUGACCUAAGUAUUGCCGUGCUUAAUGUAUUUGCACAACGCUUACGAAAGGAGAGGGAAACGGCAGCAUGCAAAAAUACAAAAGAUGUGGCAGAUGACGCUGUAAAGGGCGACGAUAGCGUAUGCACUGCUGGAGUGAAAUACGACAACGGUCUACGCAUAUUGGAGGCACUUUCUGCAACGGGGUUGCGUAGCAUUCGUUAUGCGAAAGAAAUAGUUGGUGUGCGAGAGAUUAUUGCCAAUGACCUUUCAAAGGGAGCAGUUGAUUCUAUACGUGAAAAUGUACGACACAAUGGCGUAGAAGAUAUAAUUGUUCCAAGUCAAUCAGAUGCAAUGACGCUUAUGUAUCUUUCUACAGCCAACAAUAAACGCUUUGAUGCUAUAGAUAUAGAUCCGUAUGGCUGUCCCAAUCGUUUUCUAGAUGGAGCUAUACAAGCUAUCGCCAAUGGUGGUUUACUGCUUGUAACAGCGACUGAUAUGUCAGUCCUAGCCGGCAACACACCUGAAGCCUGCUACGCCAAAUAUGGGUCUGUGCCGUUGCGUUUAAAAUGCUGUCAUGAAAUGGCUUUGCGCAUACUUCUGCACAGUAUUGAGAUGCAUGCAAAUCGUUAUGGCAAAUAUAUUGAACCACUUUUGAGCAUUUCGGUCGACUUUUAUAUACGGGUUUUUGUGAGGGUACACAGUAGUCAAGCGAAGUGUAAAUAUAGCAUGAGCAAGCAGUCAGUAGUUUUUCAAUGCACCGGUUGUGACACGUUUACACUACAAUCGCUGGGCAAUGUUAAAACCACUACCACAACCAAUGGUAAAAUUCAAACGAAGUUUGGCAUUCCCACUGGGCCAAAUGUUAGCGCGAACUGUGAGCACUGUGGUCAUAAGCAUCACAUGGGCGGUCCAGUUUGGUCUCAUCCUAUACAUGACAUUGAUUUCGUCAACGAAUUACUACAUGCCAUAGAGAGAAAACCCCUCUGUGAAUUGGGCACACAACGUCGUUUGGAAGGUGUGCUGUCGGUGGUGCGUGAAGAGUUAUCCGACGUGCCAUUGUACUACGUAUUAGAUAAACUUUGUUGUGUGCUUAAGUUGGAGAAUAUUCCGGUGCUCAAAUUUCGUUCGGCGCUUCUGCAUGCAGGAUAUCGCGUUUCAUUCUCGCAUGCCAGUAAAAAUUCUAUUAAAACAGAUGCACCAGCGGCGGUUUUAUGGGAUAUUUUGCGCUGCUGGGCUAAAAUACAUCCCGUAAAGACGGAUCGUAUGGUAGAGGGUACAGCACUUAAAGCUAUACUGGACCGUUCACCCCAAACAGAGUAUAUUUUUAACGACCUACACCCCGAGGCGAAUCCCUACAGUCGUCGCAAUGCUCUAACGCGCUUCCAAGCAAAUCCAACUGCGUAUUGGGGUCCUGGCACCAGAGCGACCAUAAUGAUUGGCCAAGACAAAGCAGCAAAAAGUCAUCGUAACCAAAACAAGAAACAAAAACAAAAAGGAAUUCAUCCGGAUCGCACACUUUCUGAGAAAAGUGAUGAAAGCAAAAGUAAACAACCAAAAUGGGAAGCGUGAUGUACUUAUUUGCUUUAUUUAAAUUUUUGUUAUGAUUGAAUUGUAAUGAAGGAUAAAUAUUUUUAAUAAAUUUGGACAACUUCUGGUUUUGGUAUAUAUCAUGAA
Anastrepha obliqua is the source of this 2001-nucleotide messenger RNA. It is a transcript of the gene Trm1, whose product is annotated as tRNA (guanine(26)-N(2))-dimethyltransferase. The record is from RefSeq and is a predicted model, not a curated record. The transcript is spliced from 6 exons. Gene Ontology annotation, molecular function: RNA binding. Gene Ontology annotation, biological process: tRNA N2-guanine methylation. NCBI's taxonomy places the organism in Eukaryota, Metazoa, Arthropoda, Insecta, Diptera, Tephritidae. Bases 55 to 1896 code for a protein of 613 amino acids. Gene Ontology annotation, cellular component: nucleus.